Molecule: messenger RNA, 1479 nt
Organism: Saccostrea cuccullata (small rock oyster)
Lineage: Eukaryota; Metazoa; Mollusca; Bivalvia; Ostreida; Ostreidae
Product: probable dimethyladenosine transferase
Exons: 12
Coding region: 75-995 (306 amino acids)
Biological process (GO): rRNA methylation
Cellular component (GO): nucleolus
Molecular function (GO): rRNA (adenine-N6,N6-)-dimethyltransferase activity
Source: RefSeq, a predicted model, not a curated record
AAACACAUGUCAGAAGUAAACAUUUUGUCAUUUUAGUUUUUACUUUUGAUGAUUUUCACUUUAGAAUCUUUAAAAUGCCUAAAGAACGGGUGUCAAAGAAAUCAAGAGUACAUCAAGAUGUUCAAAAACAAGGAAUUAAUUUUAACAAAGAAUUUGGUCAACACAUCCUGAAAAAUCCCUUGGUUGUGAAUAGUAUGAUAGAGAAGUCUGCUCUUCGACCGACAGAUGUCGUUCUGGAGGUAGGGCCAGGAACAGGAAACAUGACGAUGAAGUUACUGGAGAAAACCAAAAAGGUAAUAGCCUGUGAAAUUGACCCUCGACUGGCCGCGGAAUUACAAAAAAGAGUGCAGGGAACGCCAUACCAGACCAAACUCCAUCUAAUAGUGGGUGAUGUCCUCCGGACUGAUCUACCUUUCUUCGACAUCUGUGUAGCUAAUCUGCCAUACCAGAUAUCCUCUCCCUUUGUUUUCAAGUUGUUACUACACAGACCAUUUUUUAGGUGUGCCGUGUUAAUGUUUCAGAGGGAGUUUGCCCAGAGAUUGGUAGCACGGCCCGGUGAUAAGUUAUAUUGUAGGCUCUCAGUUAAUACACAGCUACUGGCUCGGGUCGAUCACUUAAUGAAGGUUGGCAAAAACAACUUUAGACCACCUCCAAAAGUAGAAUCUAGUGUUGUCAGAAUAGAGCCAAGGAAUCCACCUCCUCCUAUCAAUUUUCAGGAAUGGGAUGGACUUGUAAGGAUCUGUUUCUCUCGGAAAAACAAAACCAUUGGAGCUUCUUUCAAGUUUACCAAAGUACUGGAAUUACUGGAGAAGAAUUACAGGACCCACUGCUCUCUGAAGUCCAUUCCUGUAGCCCCUGAUUUUGAUGUAAAGGAAAAAGUUUCUAAAAUAUUAGAGAAAGGAGACUUUGACAAGAAACGAGCUCGGUCAAUGGACAUUGACGAUUUUCUAGGAUUGCUAAAUAGUUUUAAUGCAGAAGGAUUUCAUUUCUCUUGAGAAAAUCUUCAAAAAAAAAAAUGUGCAUCACCAAGUCUUUCAUUGUUGAAUAUUGCAUGCCUCCAGUGUACUUUCAUUUCUGCGUCAGAAAAAAAUGGAUAUUCUUACACUUGUACAUGUAUGUUAUCAGUGCCAAGAAGAUUGUUAGACCAAACGACUAGGCAUUAAAUUAUACUCUGUGAUGUUAGACUGGACAUAAAACUGAAUUUGUUACCUAUCAUUCAGUAUCAAAUACACUGUAUGUGGAGUAUUAGGGAAAAAAAUGAAAUCAUCAUAAACAUAAAUCUAUAUGAAAAUUGUUGUUUUUCAAUAAUUAUCAAUCAUUCAUAUUAACAUCUCCCAUAAUUUCUGUUAAAGGUUGAGAGAGAGAGAGAGAGAGAGAGGAGGAAAGAGAGAAACAAAGAGAGAGAAAAUUGCAGUUAAGUCAUAGCAAAUUAACAGGUGUUUUUGUUGUUUCAAAUAAAAUAAAACACUAUGAAAAGUA